This is a messenger RNA of Oikopleura dioica, 1443 nucleotides long. Lineage: Eukaryota; Metazoa; Chordata; Appendicularia; Copelata; Oikopleuridae. The record is from the annotation of a GenBank genome assembly.
AUGAGAAAACUUCCAUUUCAACGCUUGCUCGGGUCCACGUGUACUUCGCCUCCGCCGAUUCGUCGGAAUCUCGUUUUGCCCGAAAUAAGCGAAGAAAGUACGAAAUCUGUGAAACCUGAGUUCUGGUACGAGUUCUACCUGGGCCAUUUUGCGAGCAGUCAGACGAAACCUUUUGUGUCGAGCACAUUUGUCCGCGAUGUUCAAAAUUUACGUCGCGAGUUUGGCCUCGUCAGCGACCUUCAAAAGCCGAACAGCAGCGAAUUCUGCGACUCAAAGCUGCGAACACUGUAUAUUCAGCAGCAACUAGAAACGCAUCCGAACAGGAUGAGCUUAAAAGCGCUCAACGACGCUUUCCGGUUGCUGACUCGUGCUCGCAAAGAGAAGAUCGCCGUUGAUUCUCGGCUCUCCUACCUAAAUUCAUUUGCGUCUCUCUCCGAAAGGUAUCAAACUCCUGUGCCGAAAUUUUUGGACUUGAAUCUUGUCGAAAAAAUGGACGAUUUUUCCCUCGAUGAAAAAAUGGCUCUGGAAAAGAAAUGCUGGAACGAGUUUCUAGAGCGGGCUGCUCGGGACAGACAAGAACACAUUCAAAACCUGCUUUCAAAUAGUGGCGAAGAAAUCGACCUAGAGAAAAAAGUAAAGACGCGGCGUGCAGAGUUGCGAAAGAAAUACAAGUUCCAUCGCCACAUAGAAUUCCGCGCCACACCAUACAUUCUCUUUCUAGGAAGUCUGAAAAAGAAAGACAAGAAUGUUUCGAAUGCGGAAUUACGCGAACGCUUCCCUCCAUCAAAGUGGACUACCUUGAUCGAGGAAACGGAUGUGCGUUUUUACGAAAUUCAGUCGCGUACCAUGUUCGAACGGUAUACGGCCCAGAACAGGCAAAGUUCUCUUGAAGCCAUUUUGAAGAAAGAUUGGCUAGCCUUGAAGCCAAGCGAAGUCAAGUCAUACUCGCCGGAAAAGUUCGAAGAGUAUGAGCAAGCAAUCGAAGCUUUCAAAUGCUCUCUUAGAAAUCCGAUCGAGCUGACUUUUGGACACGGUUCUUCACAUUUUGGACCUAUUUUGCAAGGCUCCCUGCCGCCAACGCUCACUCAAAUAAGAACUUUGGCGCGAGAUCAACAAGCCAAGACCAGAGAAAAUGACUUGGAGGCGGAAGAACUUAUGAAGAAUAAGAGAAAGGAAUACAACUUCUCGACUAACAUAAACUUCACCCAGAGUCCGAUCCGUCUCUUUGCGAAUAAAAUGCGCGAGAGCUUGGCCAAACUUCACGAGGAAUCCGCGACAUUGAGAACAGUCUUCAACAAUCAAAAUAAAAUAGCUGCCGAAGCUGCUAUUUCAUCGCGUGAUUGGGGAGCGUUGCGUAGAGCUGAAGUGAAGAAAUAUGGCUCGCAUGAGGACUAUAAGCUGUAUUUAAAAUAUUUGGAGCAGUCGCAAGCAACGCCAAAUUAG